AUGGAAUUCAAGACUAAGAGAAUCUUUGUCUCGUUUCUUUCUUCAUUUAUGGUUGUCUUGCCAUUGUAUUUAAACAAACCCUUUGAGACUAAUUUCAAACCUUUUAGCAUCAAAUUUGCUUCAAUAGAAGAUCAGAUAAUUAUAGAGGUUACAAUGAAAGUUUUGAAGACUAUAUUGUUAUUAGGGCUUGUUGUUGCAAUUAGUCCAAUAGCAAAGGCUAACAUUGGUGUAUUUGAUGAGGUGUGGCAAAACCGAGCUGAAAAAGCAAAGAAGGCUGCCCAAAUAGCCUACGAGCCUAAUCCUGAGAAUGUAACAAACAAUCUCAACAGCCAAACUCACAAGGUGCUGGAAGGUUACAAUAACACAAGAAGAGGACUAGGCAAAUACCGUGGCCCAUGCCUAGCGACAAACCCAAUUGACAGAUGCUGGAGAUGUGAUCCAAACUGGGCUCGAAACCGCAAGAAGCUAGCCGAAUGUGUCCUGGGGUUCGGCCGCAAGACCACUGGAGGCAAGGCGGGCAGAUUUUAUGUGGUAACAGAUCCAUCGGAUAACGAUAUGGUGAAUCCUAAACCUGGGACCCUACGUCAUGCUGUGAUCCAAAAAGGACCUCUUUGGAUCACAUUUGCUCAUGACAUGGUGAUUAGGUUAAAUCAAGAGCUAAUUAUGACCAGUAACAAGACCAUUGAUGGCCGCGGGGCUGAUGUCCACUUUUUUAAUGGUGCUCAAAUCACUCUGCAGUUCAUUCAAAAUGUUAUCAUCCAUGGCAUACACAUUCGCGGAUCGGUACCAGCCAAUGGCGGCAUGAUACGAGACUCCGUGGAUCAUUAUGGUUUUCGUACCAGGAGUGAUGGUGAUGGAAUCUCGAUUUUUGGAUCCCACAAUAUUUGGAUUGAUCACGUUUCCAUGUCUAAAUGCUCUGAUGGAUUAAUCGAUGUUAUUCAGGCAUCCACGGCCAUUACCAUCUCUAAUUGCCACUUCACUUAUCAUAACGACGUGUUGCUAUUUGGAGGAAGUGAUAGCUACUCUGACGAUAAAGUCAUGCAAGUAACAGUUGCUUUCAACCAUUUUGGCAAAGGAUUGGUGCAAAGGAUGCCAAGGGUCCGAUGGGGAUUCGUCCAUGUCGUCAACAACGAUUAUACUCAUUGGCUAAUGUAUGCCAUUGGUGGUAGUAAGAACCCUACCAUCCUUAGCCAGGGCAACAGAUUCAUUGCUCCUGACAUCAAUGCCUGCAAAGAGGUAACCAAGAGGGAUUAUGCACCAAAGAGUGAAUGGAAGUCAUGGAACUGGAGGUCUGACAAUGAUCUUAUGAUGAAUGGGGCCUUCUUUGUUCAAUCUGGGGGACCAAUCGCAAGUAUCAACAGCUACAACGUGGUCAAGGCAAAGCCUGGGACAUAUGCAAGCAGGCUCACAAGGCUUUCAGGCGCUCUCAACUGUAUCGAAGGCAAGCCGUGUUAA
Durio zibethinus is the source of this 1455-nucleotide messenger RNA. RefSeq names its product pectate lyase-like. Gene Ontology annotation, molecular function: pectate lyase activity. NCBI's taxonomy places the organism in Eukaryota, Viridiplantae, Streptophyta, Magnoliopsida, Malvales, Malvaceae. The record is from RefSeq and is a predicted model, not a curated record.